AUCCCUAACCCCCUUUCAAACAUAUUGCACCAAAUCCCCUACCCUUCCUCCCCUCUGCUCGCUCUCUCUCUCUCUGUCUCAUCAUCAAAGAUGUCUCCGACAUUGCCGGAGUUUUCUAACUCCGUCAAGCUCAAGUAUGUAAAACUAGGCUACCAAUAUUUUGUCAACCACAUUACUAUUCUCUUCCUCAUACCCAUCAUCAUUGGAACUCUCAUUGAAGUGCAUCAUUUAGGACCACAUGAACUUCUAAACAUUUGGAGGUCACUUGACUUCAGUCUUAUUCAGAUCAUUUGUUCAUCUUUCCUCAUUCUCUACAUUGCCACCGUCUACCUCUUGACGAAGCGUGGCAGGACAAUAUACCUUGUCGACUACGCUUGUUUCAAGCCGCCAUGCACGAUGCGAGUCCCCUUCGCAACUGUCAUGGAACAUGCAAGAAUAGUUUUGAGGUCGCAGCCCAAAAGUGUUCAGUUCCAAAUGAGAAUACUCGAGCGGUCCGGCCUUGGAGAGGAGACGUGUGUACCACCUGCAAUACACUAUAUCCCACCAAACCCUACCAUGGAGGCUGCCAGAGAAGAAGCUGAACUGGUUAUAUUCUCUGCCAUGGAUUCACUUUUCAAGAAGACGGGACUUAAGCCGAAAGACAUCGAUAUUCUCAUUGUAAACUGCAGCCUAUUCUCGCCAACACCUUCUUUAUCGGCCAUGGUAAUCAACAAGUACAAGCUAAGAAGCAACAUAAAGAGCUUCAACCUAUCUGGAAUGGGUUGUAGUGCAGGAAUAAUAUCCGUUGAUUUAGCCCGUGACUUACUUCAAGUUCAUCCCAACUCAAAUGCUGUCGUUGUGAGCACAGAGAUCAUAACACCAAAUAUUUACUUGGGAAACCAAAGAUCAAUGCUUCUUCCAAACUGUUUGUUUCGAAUGGGCGGAGCUGCUCUUCUUUUAUCAAACCGGUGGUGUGACAGGAGGCGAGCCAAGUACAGCCUGGUUCAUGUGGUUCGAACCCACAAAGGAACUGAUGAUAAAGCUUACCGCUGCGUCUACCAAGAAGAAGACCCCCAAGGGCACGUAGGGAUAUCGCUCUCAAUCGAUCUCAUGGCAAUAGCUGGUGAGGCCUUGAAGUCAAAUAUCACCACCAUUGGGCCGCUUGUCCUUCCUGCAUCUGAGCAACUCUUGUUUCUUGCCAAACUCAUUGGCAGAAAGAUCUUUAACAAAAAAUGGAAGCCCUAUAUUCCAGACUUCAAACAGGCUUUCGAGCACUUCUGCAUCCACGCCGGAGGCCGUGCAGUCAUCGACGAGCUGCAGAAGAGCCUGCAGCUCUCGGCUGAGCAUGUGGAGGCAUCCAGGAUGACGCUGCACCGGUUUGGCAACACAUCAUCCUCAUCGCUUUGGUAUGAGAUGAGCUAUAUUGAGGCCAAGGGGAGGAUGAAGAAAGGUGACAGGAUUUGGCAGAUAGGGUUUGGGAGUGGUUUCAAGUGUAACAGUGCAGUGUGGAAGUGUAACAGAACUAUCAAGAAACCAACAGAUGGCCCAUGGGUAGAUUGCAUAGACAGGUACCCUGUUCAUAUUCCUGAAGUGGUCAAACUCUAGGGCAAAGAUUGGUCCUGUUCAUUUUGGAAAAUUUGCCUUUUAGUUGUUUCUAAAUCAGUGUGGUAAGGAUUUACUUUUGUGUUGCAAUUUAGUUAUCUUUCAUGUAUAUGUAGCAAGCAGUAUGUAUCACAAAUAUUCAUAUAUUUGGUUUGUGGUUUCCAGGUUGUCUGUCUACCGUAUAUUCAAAAAAACACAUGAAACUACUCUUGUAUAUACAUCUAGACCAUAAAUAUUCAAGGUGGUUUUUAUGUA
This is a messenger RNA of Cornus florida, 1836 nucleotides long. RefSeq names its product 3-ketoacyl-CoA synthase 6-like. Gene Ontology annotation, molecular function: acyltransferase activity, transferring groups other than amino-acyl groups. Gene Ontology annotation, cellular component: membrane. NCBI's taxonomy places the organism in Eukaryota, Viridiplantae, Streptophyta, Magnoliopsida, Cornales, Cornaceae. Gene Ontology annotation, biological process: fatty acid biosynthetic process. The record is from RefSeq and is a predicted model, not a curated record. The transcript has a single exon. Bases 91 to 1584 code for a protein of 497 amino acids.